Molecule: messenger RNA, 603 nt
Organism: Caenorhabditis auriculariae
Lineage: Eukaryota; Metazoa; Nematoda; Chromadorea; Rhabditida; Rhabditidae
Source: the annotation of a GenBank genome assembly
AUGAAGAACCUACAGCUAUUGCUACGUCUCCUGUUCCUUUCUGGAGCCGUCGCUACGGAGAUGUCUCUAGCCUCGACGUCUUCAGAAGCCUGCGAGGUAUCCGAAGUUGAAAAAAUUGUUGAAAUUGGAUUUUUACGCGUGGAAUGAAAAAUAAAAAGCAGUUGUGCUGAUUUCACGGCUUCUCUAAAAAAAGCUGCGAUGUACUCCGCAAUGUAACCAGUGGUGCACCCCGUUUAACUUAGUUUUCGUUAAAUCGCAAACCGCUACUCCCUGACAUCAUUUCAUGACAUCAUUCGUAACACAAGAAAUAAGCGUAAUCGAAAUAUUUGGCUAUAUAUUCAUUUUAUUUACGUGAACAUGAUUCAGCAGAUUAUUAUUAUCUCAUUUCAUCACGUCGACUGGUCGGUCUCUUUGCCGCUCUCUCAUGGGAUAAUAUUCCGACGCCCGUCAGCCCUGGACAAGCUGGGCUCCGUACUGUUCCAUUAUGGUGAAGCAGUUCAUUCGCUGGUACUACCCGCGGUCCCACAUUGUUUCCCAACGCUAGCUGUCACUCCGGGACGUAUUGGACAACGAUUGUGGACCGUAACCCGCGCGGACGACUAA